AUGGGAACAAGAGGACUUCUCUUCAUCCGCUGCCGCGGCAGAUACUUCAUUAUUUGGAACCAGUUUGACAGCUAUCCUGAGGGACUCGGAGAUGCUAUCGUUCAAGAAAUACCCACUGAUCCGGGGGGUUACCGCGAUUGGCUGAAUUCAAUGAGAGAGAUGUAUUCUCGUUCUGCACAGAAGUUCGAAGAACAGAUACUCACGGUGGAUGUCAAUAACAAACAAGAAGAGCUUAGCAUAAGUGAGCGGCAUGCAAAGAGUUAUCUGGCUGUCGAUGACCGGCUUGAAUAUGCUCCAAUUCAGACAAUCUUGAACAGAUUCUCCAAUGAUCUCUUCAUUGAAUGGACUUACACCAUCGACCUUGACCGAGAGAUGUUCGCUGUUGAUGAUUCCGCAUACUUCAAGCUGUCCAACAUACCCCACGGGGGAAAAUGGAUCCAGUAUCUCACUGAGGACGCCCGAGGACGCAGAAAGCUGCGUGACGAUACACCCAAGGACAUCAUUGCCGAUGUCUCCUGGAAACCAAACAUCGAUCCCAGCUUAAAGGCUUUGGGCCAGACUCUCAACAUUGAACUGCUCUCGCUUACCGAUUUUGCUGCUGAAACUAUGCUCCCCUUGGACUUGGGGACCGCCUCGCCUUCCAAUCCUGUUAGACGAAUGAUGCCUGCCCGCAUCACCUUUCUGAUGACCACGUUUUUGCAGAUGUGUAGGGCGUAUCGGAAGGUUCUUGAUCGCUUUAUCCUUGGGUGGGAGCCCGGCUGUUUUAUGUUCAGGGAAAUGGCGUUCGCCGUGCUGUCGCUUGCAGCUGGAGAAGUGUUCUUCGAACACCCUGAAGCCCUCGAUACGAAGUACAGGAAAAAUGGCUAUUACCUGGUUCCAAAUUCCAGGGCUCCGAAAUACCAUACGAGGGUGCUCCCGCGAUUUUUACAUGAGAGUCACCUUCCUGGCAUCGAGCCUGGAUCAGCACCAAAGAGCACUAGCUUCUGGUUUCACAACGUGCUCGUUCAUCUCAAUUCUAGACUUGAUUUGAAUGAUGUCGAAGAAGCAUCAGUGAUAGAGGUGGUAAAUGAUGGGCUCGGUCAAGGAUACGAAGAGUUCUAUGCCAUGGUACUGUCGAUUCUAGACGUUGUUCUGAUCCGCGUGCAGAAGGGACGUGAUGGAAAGCCAUAUGUCAGGAGAUCUCCUCUCAUGCCUCUGUUCGAGUUUACUGACAAGGACUCUGGAUACGUUAACGGGCCUCGCACUCGUCCAUCUCAGUCCCAGCAGGGUCUCGAAAAUCCAGAUAACAGGACUCAUUUCGAGUCUCUAAAUCACGACGCCCAGCCGGAAGAAAAAUUCCUGGAAGAGGAUGAUGCUGCUUCAAACGAAUCAGCGGACCCAGCGGCAGCGGGUUAUUUCACGUUCAUGUUAAUGUGUCACUUCUUCAGUGGAGCUGCAGCUGAGGGGCUUGCUGGUACAAGGUCUCUUUUAUUCCCCAAUGAGAUCUUGUCUUUGAUCAUGGACUUUUCGGAUAUGCAUACAUAUUUGGCCCUUGCACAGGCCUCUGCUUUCUGCCACGAGAUAAGCCAGCACAAGCUCCGACUGAACGAUGACUACGCUGUGAUUGGGAGUGGCGAAGAUCCUGAGACCUUUGUCCUAGAAGACUUGCACUCGGGGAAGAAGAUCCAUUCUAAGCUCAGCAUGUACCAAGAGAAUUGGCUUGGCCGCGCAACUGCAGAUGGACUCAAAUUGAAUCCUGUUAUAGGCGUCGCGGAUACAAACAGACUCAGUAUUAUGGAUGACGUGGCCAUUCAAUUAUCGGACAUGACACCGAAAGAUCCAAUGUUGUCUGAGACUGGAGAAGUUCCUUCUCGAGAACAGUAUAACUGGUCUUUCUCCGAGAACGAGAGAGAUGGUGUUUUGAUUUUCAGUCUGCCGAGUUAUGCGUAUCUCGGUGCUGUCGAGAACGCUUGGGGAAAAUACCUGUGCAAGCUAGCGAGAGACUCUGGUGAUCCCCACUCAAGGUUCUUCAGUACUAUGCUCCGCAACAGACUGUAUCGCUGUCUUCUCCCCCCUGGGUACCGUGAAUUGGGGAUGGAGCCCUUCCAGUGCACCGGCCUUCACGCAUUCUUGCGCCACGAGCGUGACGAAACUCCAGAAGAGUGGGAACGAACUCUUCAGUAUGUCAUUCGCCAGCUUUCCUCACUUGAAACUCGCGGCAGAGUUAGGCUCCAGAGAUGGGGCCAUCCAGUCAUUGUGGCUUUUUCGACAAAAGUCAAACUGUUCUAUUAUGUCUUUCAUCGUGAGGGCAAGCCUGCGAUUUGCUCGAAUGCGAAGUCAUACACGGUUGAAAUCGCUGCCAAGUGUACUGACCUCGAUCCUGGCAGUCGGCUUGUCCAGCUCAUUGCCGGAGAAGAUCCAAUUGAUCUGAAAGAUGAUGACGGCAGAAUGAAGUUCGAAAGCUGGAUCAUAUUUCUCUGUAAAAACAGCUCACUACAAUACAAUCCUUACACCGAACAGUUUGAGCAUCUCUCAACCGAGGGCAAGACAGAGGAUGCAGAAAAUGAUGAGAAAGGGGAUGUAGCGGAUGAUGAAGAGGAUGAUGAAGAGGACAAUGGAGAGGACGAGGGAGGCGACGAUGAAGGGCACGACGAUUGA
This is a messenger RNA of Aspergillus thermomutatus, 2637 nucleotides long. RefSeq lists its product as uncharacterized. The transcript has 3 exons. Bases 1 to 2637 code for a protein of 878 amino acids. The record is from RefSeq and is a predicted model, not a curated record. NCBI's taxonomy places the organism in Eukaryota, Fungi, Ascomycota, Eurotiomycetes, Eurotiales, Aspergillaceae.